Pollicipes pollicipes is the source of this 3232-nucleotide messenger RNA. Its product is annotated as phosphatidylinositol-3-phosphatase SAC1. Lineage: Eukaryota; Metazoa; Arthropoda; Thecostraca; Pollicipedomorpha; Pollicipedidae. The record is from RefSeq and is a predicted model, not a curated record. Gene Ontology annotation, cellular component: endoplasmic reticulum. Gene Ontology annotation, biological process: phosphatidylinositol dephosphorylation. Gene Ontology annotation, molecular function: phosphatidylinositol-4-phosphate phosphatase activity. Bases 172 to 1971 code for a protein of 599 amino acids. The transcript has 13 exons.
GGCAGAAUUUUGCGGCCUCGCUGCAUGUUAAUGAAUGCCAAAUAGGCAAUAGCUUUUAACCCAAGCAUAUCAAGGAAAAAGUAGAAUAGCUUAUUAUCUAUCUACCUGAUUGCAUAUUCUGUUUAUAGUCGGCCCAAGGAUUAGGGGAGUGAAUCCAGACUCAGUGCCACAAUGUCUUCAAAAGCAGAAGCAGAGUUCAUCUAUGAAGAUUUUGUUCUGCAUACUGCUCCAGAGAAGUUUUUCAUUGAACCUCUUCAGGCUCCAAAUGAAGUUCUGGUGAUCGACCGAGUAUCGCGGGACAUCGCUCUCCACAAUGGCAUCACGGUGCCGCCGAUCGCCAGCCGCCAGCGCAUCUGCGGCCUGCUGGGCACUGUGCGGCUGCUCUCCGGCCCCUACCUGGUGGCCAUCACGCGCAAGGCGCGCGUCGGCGAGCUCAACAAGUGCACCAUCUGGCGCGUGGAACACACCGAGAUCAUUCCGUUCUCGCGCACCACCACGCACCUGACUGAGGCGCAGGAGCGGUUCAACACCCAGUAUGUCAACAUGCUGGAGAUGGUGCUGCGCCAGCCGCACUUCUACUUUUCCUACACAUACGACAUCACGCAGACCAUCCAGCGACUGCACAACACCACGCCCGAGUUUUUGCAGAUCCCGCUACACGAGCGGGCCGACCCGCGCUUCGUCUGGAACAGCCAUCUGCUGCGCGACCUGGCGGCGCGGCCCGGGCUCGGUCGCUUCUGUCUGCCCGUCGUCCACGGCUUCGUCUCCAUCAAACAGUGCAGCCUGAAUGGACACCCGUUCAGCUGGUCGUUGGUGUCACGUCGCAACUGCUCCCGCGCCGGCACCAGGAUGUUCAUGCGAGGAAUCGACUCGGGCGGCAACGUGGCCAACAUGGUGGAAACGGAGCAGAUCGUCGAGUUCCAGGGCGACAAAAACUCAUUCGUGCAGACGCGCGGCUCCAUCCCGCUGUUCUGGUCCCAGUACCCGAACCUGCGCUACAAGCCGACGCCCACGCUCUCGGAGCGCGACAACCACCAGGAGGCGUGCACGCGCCACUUCGACGCUCAGCUCUUCAACUACGGCAAACAAGUGGUCAUCAACCUGAUCGACCAGAAGGGCGCCGAGAAGAAGCUGGGCGAGUCGAUGUCGUCGCACAUCCGCCAGCUCAACACGCCCAACGUGCGGUACGAGGCGUUCGACUUCCACCACGAGUGUCGCCACAUGCGCUGGGACCGGCUCUCCAUCCUGAUGGACCGCAUCGCCGAGGAGCAGGAGGAGAUGGGCUAUUUCCUGAUGACGAGGGACGGCGUUCUGGCGCGCAUGCAGGACGGUGUGUUCCGCACCAACUGCAUCGACUGCCUGGACCGCACCAACGUGGUGCAGAGCAUGAUCGCACACCGGCAGCUGCAGCAGGCGCUCCAGCGCCUGUCGAUCCUGCGGGAGGACCAGCGGCUGGAGGAGCACUCGGGCUUCGAGUUCCUCUACAAGAACGUGUGGGCCGACAACGCCGACAUGAUCUCCAUCCAGUACUCGGGUACGCCGGCGCUCAAGACCGACUUCACGCGCACCGGCCAGCGCACAAAGCUGGGCCUGGUCCGCGAUGGCUACAACUCGCUCUGUCGCUACGUCAAGAACAACUUCAAGGACGGCUUCCGUCAGGACUCGAUCGACCUGUUCCUGGGAAACUACCAGGUGGAGGAGGACGAGGGCACGGCACGGCCGUCGCCGCUGGCCGGCGAGACCGACUGGAGGUUCACUGUUCUGCUCGCGAUCCUGCUCGGCAGCGUCUUCAUGUUCCUCACCACCGUCCUAGUGCCAUCUGCGUACUCGGCCGAGACCCUGCUGUACAUGCUGUUCUGGGGACUGAUGGCGUACGGCACGACGGCCGUCAUCCUGGUGUACGGCGGCGAGUUUGUGCAGAACCCGCGCCUCUGCCCGCGCCGGCCGCGCGCCAAGCUCGGCCGAGCGUAGCCCCAGGGCGCCGGCCUUCUGUCGACCGCCGGGUCAGACGACUCUCGCCGUCCGCCCGGCGCCGGACCACGUGACUCCUGCCGUCCGCCGGGCACCGGACCACGUGGCCGGCGGCCGGCGGCACCGCGGCUCAGCCUGCCCGGCGGCUUUCCAGCUCGUUUACGGCCUCCCUCUAGCAGAUUUAUGGAGCGUUGAUUCGGCUUAUCUUAUGCGUCGCCGCGACCCUCUUGCGGUAGAAGUAUAGCUCAUCUCCGGACGGUACGGACGCCGCGGCGAUUUGGCUUGUCUCUGGUGCCCACGUGCUUGUUUUGACUAGCGAGCGCUGCUCCGGCUGCACAAGCUGUACGUCAGCUCACCGGUCCUAACUCCCCCAGUGCCGAGACCGCCAGUCGGAGCGGGGCUGGGGCUCUGCUCUGGGGUGUGGUGGCUUGCCCGCCAGUGGCUUCAGCUCCAGCGUGGCCUGGGCCUGACUUAGCUCAUCUCAAGGCACGGCUGGGGCUCUCCCCUGAGGUGUCGUGGCGUGCUCCCCAGCGGCUGCAGCAGUCCCGGCUCGGCUCUGACCGGCGUCAGCUGGUGCCGGAGUGGUGCGGGGGCGGCUCACCGGACCGUGACCCGGCCGUCCCCGCGGCUGGUGCGCGUGACCGCCGCGUGGGAGGGUGCCGUGCCCCGAGCUCCGGGGUCGCGAGCCAGCCGCGGCCCGAUAAUCUCCUCGCGGCGGCGAGCGGUGAGAAGCGGCCCGAGAACGAAGCCGUGACCGGGCGCGGUGUGGUCUGGCCCCGGGCGCCGUUCCGUCUUAUUUGGGAAGGCGUGUGGUAGCUAGGGGGUAUGCUGGCGUCAGCUGACUGGUACAGCGGGGAAUAUUAAUAAAUGGUGCGACCGUAUGUUGGGAAAUCCUAUAAUACAGGCACGUUUUAUUUGUUUUGUCCUUUUGUCUUCUCCGAUUUGCGUCCAACUGCGUCCUCUCUGCAUGCGUUGGGACCAUCUGUACUAUGCACGACAUUUUGCAUGCACCACCACCGGUUUUACUGAAUUAUGUUGACGCUCGUCUCUCUGGUGUGUGUGCGUGUGGUGACAUCAACGAUGUGCAGGAUCACGAACUUCUGGUGUUGAUCUGUGAGCGGGGCCUUUGCAAACGUAUGCGAAGUUUUACUGCGCGUGGCACGACCUAACGUGUGGCCCGGCGUGUGAGAGCCUGGCAGUGACGGCGUCGGGCGUGCUCGGGUUCUGUAGCGGGCGCGGAGAUGUAACCUAAUAAAAUGUU